AUCACUUUUUUUCAAAACACUUUUGUUGUCUAGCAGUCAUUUUCGUAGCUUACAGAUGCAGAACCAUGUUGUAAUAUACGGAACAAUAUACUAUACUAUAGUUUUGACUUGUCUACUCUCCAGUUCUGGGGCAGCUUCUCCUGAUCUGAGUCCUGAAUGGCAUCACUGGAUGAAUUCAUGUUUUUUCACCACCCUUUAACUUUACUAAUUGAGAACUUCUAAUGCCACUCGAUGCUUUCUGGCUUCCGUCUCACACAGCUGAUUGCGAAAAGACGCAUUGCAUUGUGUCUUAUCUGUGCUUCCAUAUGUUUCGUAAAAAGCACAACCUCCUCAUUCAGAAUAGUUGCCGCUACGGCCCUCUUUGAGCCUGCACCUUAUUGUAGAGUUUGACUCUAGUUUUCUGGACUGCUGACAGAGGUCCAGCUGUUAUGUACACACACACACACACACACACACACACACGCAAACAUGCUCAGUUAAAAUAGUCUUUUCCAGUUUUUGGUAUUUCACCCCUGGCAGUAUCAGUAAAAAUUGUUUCAGGGCCAAAGUAGUAGCUGGUUUACAUGCUAAGUGGACUAUUGUAGGCAAUUUUGUGAUGAUACCAAAACUCAGAAUAGCUGCUAUCCUCCAACUGUUUCAUUGAAGUCCAAGUUACAAAAUAUUUAUAGUCGAUGUGUGAACAAAACAAAAUCCAUUACUUCAGAAAGCUACAUGAUGUAUUCAAGGAUUUUUCAAUCUUAGUGCAAAGGAAACUUCAGUUCAAUACCACUAAUGGGACUUUAGGGAAUUAAAUUAAAUUUAAAAUCUGAACUGCAGCUAUUACAUAUGUUAUCAUGCAUAUGUCUCUUGUACAAACUUUGCAAAGAAGGUAUGUAAAUCAGUAUCAGCUAAUUGUUCUGUCUUUUCCUCAACAAACACAAACAUGCUAGUGUGCGAGAGAUCAGGAGAAAUAACGCCCCUUCGGUAACCAUGGUAACAACACUGGUCAAUGUUAAAAGGGACCUCAAGCAUAGGUGGCACACUCUGUUGCAUGGCAAGUAAUGUGACUACGCAGAAUUGAAUAUGGACAACACAACAGCACUAACAUUCACAAUGACUGCAUACGCUGUCAUGGAAAACUACAAACAUGGGCUGUUUACUUUUUUCCUCCUGCUGUAUGUUGUUACUCUCACUUUGAAUUCACUGCUCAUUACUGUCAUACACCAAAACAAACAGUUGCAUCAACCAAUGAAUGUGUUCACAUGUAUGUUAUCCAUCAAUGAAAUGUAUGGUAGUACUGCAUUGUUACCUGCAAUUAUGUCUUUGCUCAUGUCAGAGACCCAUGAAAUACCCACAAAAUGGUGUAUGGCUCAAGUCUAUUUCCUGCACACAUAUGCAAGUGCUGAGUUUUGUAUUUUAGCUGUUAUGGGAUAUGAUAGAUAUGUUGCUAUCUGUUACCCGCUGCAUUAUCACAGCAUCAUGUCUAAUUCAAGGAUAGGUAAGCUUGUUGCCCUAACAGCUCUAUACCCAAUCAUUUUGUUUGGAUGUUUUUACUCACUAACCUUACAGCUGAGCUUCUGUGGAAAAGUCAUACCGAAAUUAUACUGUGUGAACAUGGAAUUGGUCAAAAACUCAUGUUCAAACGCAUCGUACAUUAGUAUUGUGGGACUUCUACUUAUUCUGGUUUUUAUUGUGCCUCAGGUAGUGAUGAUUGUUUUCUCUUACGCACAGAUUUCAAGAGUGUGUAGGAAAUUAUCAAGAGAGUCCCAGAGCAACGCUCUUAAAACAUGUAUUCCACAUUUAUUAUCUUUGCUAAACUACAGCAUUGGUUCCUUUUUUGAGAUUAUCCAAACUAGAUUUAACAUGAGUUAUGUAGCUGCUGAAGCACGAAUCUUCCUGUCUUUAUACUUUAUCAUUAUUCAACCAGUUGUCAACCCAGUGAUAUAUGGAAUUGGCACUCAAAUAAUAAGAGUCCAUAUACUGAAACUGUUUAUUAGACAGAAGAUCCCAAUCAAUUUAGCAAUGAUUACAGCUUAGACCAACCUAUCUUACAAUGCAAGGACAUUUAUAAUAAUUAUUUGUGUUUCAGAAACUAAGGGCAGAACUUCUUUUAAAUUAUCUGAUCAUAAAGGAUAAUAUUUAAAUUGUAUUCCAGUUAAUGUGAUCAAACAAUAAUAUUUUAGCAGUAAUCCUAACAAGGCCAACUGGGUUCCCUUAAAUUUUGCCAUUGAAUCUUUCUAUGUAUUUUAAAUACGGCUAAAAAUAAACAUGAUAAACUUGAUAAAUUCAAAGCUGUGGAUCGAAUUUAUCAAUUGUUUUUCUAAUUGUUAAAACAUUUAUAUGGUGGCAAAAACAUCUCUGUUUGAGAAAUAAGUAUAAAGAUGUACAAUAUCUGAUAUUUCUCCGUACAGGAUUGUAUUGUCUUAUUUAACAAUAAGGCAUAAUAAUGUAUUUUAGUCAUUAUCGUCGGAAUUCCAAUUGUGGUUAACACGUCUCUGUGUUUGCAUAUUAUUAUUUAUAAAAGUGGCUUACCUUCAAAUUAGGAUGCUUUGUGAAAAAGUGACUCUGAUAAAACAAUUUCUUUCAAUUGAAGACACACAGUGGCAAAACAUUUUUUUUAGGAAGACCGUGACCCUGCUUGCGCUUCUCCUCUUGAAAGUUUAAAAAAAAAAAUUAUAUAUAUUUUUGGGGCUUUUUAUUGAUUUUAUGAUAGAGACAGCUGAGGACAGACAGGAAAGGGGGGCAGAGAGAGGGGAUGACAUGCAGCAAAGGGCCGCUGGUCGCAUUCAAACCCUGGGCCGCUGCAGCAAAGACUCAGCCUUGGUGCAUGGGUCGCCAGCUGUACCCACUGAGCUAACCGGGUGCCCGAAAGUUUAAAAUUUUAAAAGAUUUUUAAAUCUUUAAAAGAGACAGAAAGUUGAAAAUGAAAAUGAUGUGAAGACUGUCAGACACUGAAAGUUGGAAUCACCAAUUCAUAACUUGUCCUCUAAAUUUCUUGAGUUAUUUAACUUAAUAUUUGCUAGCGAUUUUUUGCAGUGUACCUGAAAUAAAAGAAAGUAUAUUCAAAAUGUG
This is a messenger RNA of Dicentrarchus labrax (European seabass), 3051 nucleotides long. Its product is annotated as olfactory receptor 52D1-like. Gene Ontology annotation, cellular component: membrane. The record is from RefSeq and is a predicted model, not a curated record. The transcript is spliced from 2 exons. Gene Ontology annotation, biological process: G protein-coupled receptor signaling pathway. Gene Ontology annotation, molecular function: olfactory receptor activity; G protein-coupled receptor activity. Lineage: Eukaryota; Metazoa; Chordata; Actinopteri; Moronidae. The coding region runs from base 1063 to 2016 and encodes 317 amino acids.